UGCAGUUUGAUUGGUGGAUUCUCCUGAUGGGCGGAAACAAGGCGACAGCCCGGAAGCGACUGCGCUCGAGACCAUUAACUGUACACAAAAUGUUUAGGGUAGUUGAAUCCCGCUAGCUUUCCACACCUGUGACCACGGAGCUGUAAGAGUAGGUAAAGUAAACGAGACCAUCGGCUGCCUACACGGAAACAACGAUGCAGACUGUACGAAAGCGUCAAGGCAAGGAUUUACACCUGAAGAGCGCUCCUGGUGUUUCAAAGGAAAGUGUGCCACAGAAGAAAAAGCAGCGCUUCCACUUUGACCUGUGGCUGUGUCUCACUGUGCAGAACUGGAUAUUAGACUUUGGAAGGCCCAUUGUUAUGAUCGUUCUUCCUCUGGAGUGGUUUCCACUGAACAAGCCCAGUGCUGGAGACUAUUUCCACAUGGCCUACAAUGUCAUAACACCAUUCCUAAUGCUCAAGCUGAUUGAGCGCAGUCCGAGAGUGCUGUCUCGCACAGCCGUGUACCUCUGCAUCAUCACGUUCGUCAUGGGAGCCAGCAUCCACCUGGUGGGAGACUCCAUCAACCACCGGCUCAUCCUGAGUGGCUAUCAGCUGCACCUAUCAGUGAGGGAGAACCCCAUCAUCAAAGACCUUAAACCAGCUUCACUGAUUGACUCCUUUGAGCUGCUGUAUUAUUAUGACGAACACCUGGGACACUUAAUGUGGUAUAUUCCUUUCUUUAUCAUUCUGUUCAUCUACUUCACUGGUUGCUUCUCCAGUGGUGAAGAACAGAAAAAGGUUCCUCUUGCUGGUUGGCUGUUGCUGGGACCAAGCGCUCUCUACUAUUGGUACUUGGUCACUGAAGGACAAAUCACUGAACUUUUCCUCCUCACCUUCGUUGCUAUGGUUGCUAUGGUGAUAUUCCAACAUCAUAAAGGACUUGGCCCCGACAGUAACGGUCUGUUCCUGUUCUAUAGUUUCGGUGUUACCGUGUUCCUUGUGGCUCUGUGGGCGGCCUAUCUGUGGAAUGACCCAGUGCUACGCAACAAGUACCCCGGGCUCAUUUAUGUGCCGGAGCCCUGGUCCUACUACACUUUGCAUAUAAAGAAGAGCCACUGAAAGGGUUCACCAGUGUUGUAUGUUUUUAUAAGUGAAAGAAACUGCUCUCUUUUCUUUCUUUUAAAAAAAUCCAUUUUCUCACAUUUUGUGUGGCAGAGACAUUAGCUGUGCUUAACUAUGGCACUUAAUAAAACUCAUUGAUGUGCACUGGUUUUCACUGUUAAACUCAAGGAUAUUCUGCCUCCUGUCCCAGUACUGAGCAGGGAAUUUGCCUCCUUUGUAGAUUUUUAUAUUGAUGUAUGUGAAAUGUUUCGCUCUUUGUCUCACUUUUUUAAUGCUUGAAUCUUGUGGCAUGAGAAAUCAUAAAAGAGACCAGCACUGCACACUGUCAUGCAUCAUGUUAUCAGUAUUAGGGUAGAUUUUGCAAUUCUCAUGUCAUACAUGUUUAAUUUACUAAUGCAAAUUGGGAAUAAAUCUGUUCAUCAUUUUUAAAAUAUUUUGGCCAAAUGGGAAUGUGUUAAAAUUAAAGAUAUAAAUACUGGACUGGAAUUUAGCCAAUAAAGACAAAGUGAGCCCCUAUGGUCCUU
Messenger RNA from Pundamilia nyererei, 1627 nucleotides. RefSeq names its product CLN6 transmembrane ER protein a (gene cln6a). The transcript has 7 exons. The coding region runs from base 195 to 1100 and encodes 301 amino acids. The record is from RefSeq and is a predicted model, not a curated record. Lineage: Eukaryota; Metazoa; Chordata; Actinopteri; Cichliformes; Cichlidae. Gene Ontology annotation, biological process: lysosome organization. Gene Ontology annotation, cellular component: endoplasmic reticulum; membrane.